Molecule: messenger RNA, 978 nt
Organism: Schizosaccharomyces cryophilus OY26
Lineage: Eukaryota; Fungi; Ascomycota; Schizosaccharomycetes; Schizosaccharomycetales; Schizosaccharomycetaceae
Product: ribosome biogenesis protein
Exons: 2
Coding region: 59-910 (283 amino acids)
Biological process (GO): rRNA base methylation
Cellular component (GO): cytoplasm
Molecular function (GO): rRNA (uridine-N3-)-methyltransferase activity
Source: RefSeq, a predicted model, not a curated record
CUUUUUUCUGCGAAAUGUUAGUAAGUUAACCAAAACAGAGUAUUUGAAAUUACGGACUAUGGGCAAAAAGGAGAGAUCUAAAAAGCAAAGGAAACCAUCACAAAGAGAAGAAACGGAGAAUGGCUCGUUUUCUGCUUUAAAAAAGAGAAACUCUCUGCAAACUGACAAAGUUAAGAAGACCCCUAAAAAAUCCACGAAUUUUCGAUAUGUCGCUCCAUUUGAGCGUAACCAUCGGCUCUUAUUAAUUGGAGAAGGAAAUUUCUCAUUUGCAGCUUCUUUACAGAAGCAUCAUUUAGACGAUGAAGCAGUUUUAAUAGCUACCUGUUACGACACUAAAGCAGACGUAGAACUGAAGUAUCCUGACGCUUCAGAGUACAUUGAACAAAUUUUACAAAACGGAGGUGAAAUUCUAUACGAUGUAGAUGCUACUAAGCUGAAGCAAAAUAAAAAGUUUAGAAAUCAAAAGUUUGAUACAAUCCUAUGGAAUUUCCCACACUCAGGAAAGGGUAUAAAGGAUCAGGAUCGGAAUAUUUUAGAUAAUCAAAAAAUGCUAUUAGAGUUUUUCAAACAAUCAAAAGAAUUUCUUUCGGAAAAAGGAGUGAUUGUCAUUACUCUUGCGGAAACGAAACCAUACAAUUUGUGGAAUCUGAAAGGAUUAGCCAAAGAGGCAGGUUUCGUUAGUUUAAUGACUGAAGGAUUUGAUUCCUCUUUUUAUCCUGAAUACUCUCAUCGACGUACAAUCGGUUGGAAACAGGGAAUUAGCGAAAAAUCAAAUUGGAAAGGUGAACUGCGAGAUUCUCGACAUUACUGUUUCGUUCUCCCAGGAAGCAACGUUGUUCCUUAUAAUCAAAGAAAAACCUUUAAAGAGAAAAGUGAUUCAGUAGAUAGUUCCGAUGAUUCUAUAGACUAAAAGUUCCCUAGCAUUCACAUCAUUUACUUAUUACGAUUUCUUACAUAUCACCUUCUCUCCACUUACAG